AUGGUCUCGGCUGUGUUUCCUCGGACUUCCGCAGCUGUGGCGCGUGGACUCGGCUGUGGCUCCUCAGACCUCCGCGGCUGUGGUGUGUGGACUCGUCUGUGGCUCCUCGGUCCUCCGCGGCUGUGGCGCGUGGUCUUGGCUGUGGAUCCUCGGGCUUCCGCGGCUGUGGCGCGUGGACUCGGCUGUGGCGCCUCGGACUUCCGCGGCUGUGGAUCCUCGGGCUUCCGCGGCUGUGGCACGUGGACGCGGCUGUGGCGCGUGGACUCAGUUGUGGUUCCUCGAACUUCUGCAGCUGUGGUGCGUGGACUCGGCUGUUGUUGA
Rangifer tarandus platyrhynchus (Svalbard reindeer) is the source of this 321-nucleotide messenger RNA. NCBI's taxonomy places the organism in Eukaryota, Metazoa, Chordata, Mammalia, Artiodactyla, Cervidae. The record is from the annotation of a GenBank genome assembly.